UGAAAGCGUAGCGCAUGAAAAUCAUUUCCAACUUAUGUUGUUUACGAGAAAUAUUUUUUAUACAAAUUUAUGCUGUUAGAAAUUUUGUAAAGAAGAAAUCAUAUCGCGGAACAAAAAUGUCGGAAAUGCGUAUACGACCGCGUCAAGUGUUAAUUUUAAUCAUCGUCUUCCUGGUCGUUUUACUAAUGGUUCAUCGCAAUUGCAAAUCCACCUACGUUACAGGACCCGAAUAUUUGCAAGCUAUGUACGCAAAGCAGCAAAAUGAAGAAUUGCCGAAAAUUUAUGCCAUAACACCUACCUACGCCCGGCCGCAACAAAAGGCUGAAUUGACAAGACUGUCUCAUAUAUUUAUACUAGUUCCUAAUUUACACUGGAUUAUAGUGGAAGAUUCCAAUAAUUCAACUCAACUUGUAAGAAAUUUAUUAGAAAAAUCAGGUUUAACGCAACGGUCCUCUAUGUUGCACAUAAAAACACCAGCUGCCUUUAAAUUACAAAAUAAAGAUCCCAAUUGGAUUAAACCACGCGGCGUAGAACAACGCAAUUUGGCAUUAAAUUGGGUGCGUACAAAUGUCGAUCCUGAUAAGCACAGUAUUGUCUAUUUUAUGGACGACGAUAAUGCUUAUAGUGCGGAAUUAUUUGUUGAAAUGAGUAAAACUAAAACGGGAUGUGUCUCAGUAUGGCCUGUCGGCUUAGUAGGUGGGUUAAUGGUAGAGAAACCUAUUUUAAAUACAGAUCAAACUCAAGUCAUUGGUUUCAACUCUGCUUGGCGUCCGGAACGGCCAUUCCCCAUUGAUAUGGCUGCUUUUGCUAUCAGCAUAGAUUUACUGUUUAAAUUCCCUCAGGCAAUAUUUUCUUAUGAGGUCCAACGUGGCUACCAAGAAACCGAGAUAUUAAGACAUUUAACGACACGACAACAAUUGCAACCAUUAGCCAAUCAAUGUCGUGAUGUAUUGGUUUGGCAUACACGAACCGAAAAGACUAAAUUAACAGCCGAAGAAGCCUUAAAUAAGCAAGGCAAACGUUCAGAUGACGGCUUAGAAGUGUAAAAAUCAAAUUAACUUUC
Glossina fuscipes is the source of this 1063-nucleotide messenger RNA. RefSeq names its product galactosylgalactosylxylosylprotein 3-beta-glucuronosyltransferase I (gene GlcAT-I). The record is from RefSeq and is a predicted model, not a curated record. Gene Ontology annotation, molecular function: galactosylgalactosylxylosylprotein 3-beta-glucuronosyltransferase activity. NCBI's taxonomy places the organism in Eukaryota, Metazoa, Arthropoda, Insecta, Diptera, Glossinidae. Bases 15 to 1046 code for a protein of 343 amino acids. The transcript has 3 exons. Gene Ontology annotation, cellular component: Golgi membrane. Gene Ontology annotation, biological process: chondroitin sulfate proteoglycan biosynthetic process; carbohydrate metabolic process.